AUGGCAUUGAAUCUCUUUCGAUCAGGUUUAUCAACGACGAAUAAUCGUCAUGUAUUGAUUACUUUAAUUAAUAUUCGAACACAUUUUACAAAAGCACCUAAUCAUCAUACAAAACCAAAAUGGCGACCAUAUCGACGUGCUAAAGUUCUUGAUAUCGAUUUACCUGAUUUCGAUAAAGAUCGAAAAUUACGUUCAUUUACUAUGGCAGAACAAAGAGAAUAUUUUAAACGUGAAGGUAUUCCACCAGUUCGUACUGCUGAAUAUAAACCAUUAUUUAUCGAUGCAUCAACUGAACCAUUUGAAGCAUAUGUUCCACCAGAAGGUGACGGAAAAGCAACAUUAAUGUCAAGAGAUAGAUUAAAUCAAUUUUAUACAUCAUUAAAAAAGAAUUUAGCUACGAGAAAACAUUCAAGUACAAUUCGUAAACAUGAACCAGAUUUUGAACCAUUAUUAUUUGCAGAUAUAGCUCAACAAAAAUAUGUUGAUGCACAUCAAGCAUUAGUGAGUCGAGAUGAGGAACGUCUUAUUCAAUUAGUAACACCUGGAUCUUUUGCAGAAAUGGGUCGUGGCCUUCGAUAUAAAACUUUACGUUGGAAAUGGAUUGAAGAAAUUGAACCAUCAUAUGUUGUUGCAAUAAAAAGUGGAGAAAUUCUUAAAGGUAUGACUAUGGCUCAAGUAACUGUACGAAUGCAUUCAAAACAAACUUGUGCAAUUUAUGAUCGCUUUGGUCGUUUAAUGUUUGGUAGUGAAACAAUACCAAAAGAUGUUCUUGAAUAUAUUGUUUUUGAACGUGUAUUAACAUUUCCAUAUAGUCAAUGGCGUGUUCAUUCGAAAAUUUUACCAUCAUGGCUUCCACCAUCAGAUCCAUUAUUAUAUACAUUUGAAAAAGCAAAUAUAAAAUUAAUUGAUGAAGGUAGUUCAGAAGAUGCAAUUGAUGACGAAAAGAAACGUGAUCAAAUAAAUAAAGAACAGGAAUCCGUAACGAGAACAAUACCAGCACCAAAUGAAUUAAAAACACCAAUACCAACUAUUUCUGAUAUUAGUCAACAUCAUAAGAAAAGAACUAUUGGCUAUACUUAA
This is a messenger RNA of Adineta steineri, 1080 nucleotides long. NCBI's taxonomy places the organism in Eukaryota, Metazoa, Rotifera, Eurotatoria, Adinetida, Adinetidae. The record is from the annotation of a GenBank genome assembly.